Messenger RNA from Engraulis encrasicolus (European anchovy), 3044 nucleotides. RefSeq names its product fukutin (gene fktn). The coding region runs from base 457 to 1830 and encodes 457 amino acids. Lineage: Eukaryota; Metazoa; Chordata; Actinopteri; Clupeiformes; Engraulidae. The transcript is spliced from 10 exons. The record is from RefSeq and is a predicted model, not a curated record. Gene Ontology annotation, cellular component: Golgi membrane.
UGUGAUUACAGUAGGGCCUACUAUGUUUUCAUAGUAUUGCCACAGCCUGUGGUAUUACAUGUUGUGGCAUGUUUCAUGGCUGGGGUAUCUGCUUUUGAACGAUAGUAGGAAUAUGUCUUGAUAAAGACGUAUUUUCUUGUAAGAAUAGCUUAUGGACAUGAGUGCUCCCAGCAAGCUAUGCACAACUGCAUUGCCCCAUUCAUAACAAGUUACAAUGUUGCAGUAGAGCUCUAGUCGUAACACCGUGCAUUCUAUUUUGUAACUGUUGGUAAACGUUCGACUAACUGGCCGUUCACGUACAUCGAAGCUGUAGAAGAUGACGAGCUAAACGUUUGAAAAUACUCGGUUUCACGAAUCUAAAGACGUCUCAAGUUGAGGAUAUCUGGCAUGCGCAAGCGAUGAACAUGUUUGGAAAGCUUCCUCUUCACAUCAUCUGCAUCCUGCUUUUGAGGACCAAUGCCUAGAAUAAACAAGACCGUGGUGCUGGUCCUACUCAUUACAACAAGCUCGAUAUUCCUAUUAUUCCAGCUGUAUUACUACAGACAGUACGCAUCAAAGAAUGGACUUUAUGUUUUUGGUGGGAAAGGUUCCUCGUCAGGCAAUGAUGCACAAAGGCACCUAAUACAGAAGUUCCUUGGGCUGGUGCACAAGUAUAGCCUGUCUGUUUUCCUGGUGGACUCUGUGUCUCUGGACCUGCUUACCCAAGAUGGACUGCUGCUGAAGGAGAGCACGCUGAAGGAGCCCCACUGCCUCUUCCUCUGCACCCAUCGAGAGUUCACCACCUUCGCCCUGCUUGGAAACCUCUGGAAGUAUGAUGCAAGCUUGCUUGAGGCCGCUGAGGAUCGGGGCAUGGAGGUGCUGGAGUUCAGAGGGAAGGACCCCCGGCUCGUGAGCAUGGACGACCUGGCAGGAAAUGACAUCCCGCUCCACUUCCUCUUCAAGAUGGGCUCCCGUCUGGUGCACCUGGUGGUGCUGUACGAGCGCAGCGGGAACUACCUCUGGCACGGCCCGCUCCGCCUCAAGUCCAGCAUGGACAGGAAAUUCGCCCCCUUCAAAAAGCUGGACUUUGGCCGAUACGCUGGAGCAUACAACAGGCCUGAGGUGGCCCUAACUAUGGUGGAUGGUCUGGACGUACGAAUCCCACGAAACUUCUCCCAGUUUCUGAGAGAGCAGUCUCAGGCCCGCUUUUUGGAGUGCCCGUACAAAGAAGCACGUGCUUUCUACCAGUUGUACCCGGACGAUCUGUCUCCAGAGGCCAUGGACUUCAGGAUGAAGGCCAAGAGUCUGCUGCACCUGGCCGCCAGGACGCUUAACGAGCUGGCCGUCCCCUUCUGGCUCAGCAGCGGGACCUGCUUAGGUUGGUUCAGGCAGUGCAGUAUCAUCCCCUACAGUAAGGAUGUAGACCUGGGCAUCUGGAUCAAGGACUACAGGCACGACAUCACGCAAGCAUUUCAGAGAGCGGGACUUCCUCUCAAACACAAGUUUGGAAAGGUUGAGGAUAGCCUGGAGCUCUCGUUCCAAGGCUUAGACGUGAAGUUGGACAUUUUCUUUUUCUAUGAUGAAGGGGACAUCGUGUGGAAUGGAGGCACACAGGCAAAAAGUGGCAAGAAAUUCAAAUAUAUGUUCCCCAGGUUCGAGCUGUGCUGGACAGAGCUGCUGGAGCUGAAGGUCCGGGUGCCGUGUCAGACGCUGGACUACGUGCAAGCCAAUUACGGCUCAGACUGGAACGUUCCGGUAAAGGCCUGGGACUGGAAGAGCUCUCCACCCAACGUGCAGGAGAACGGAGUGUGGCCCGUCCGCGAGUGGGACGAGGUCAUUCAGGUGUACUGACUGGGAACUUAGAACUAGCUAUUGCUGUGGGGGUGCUGUGGUGCACUGUGCCAGUACAGCAUGCCAUGAGUUUGCCAUGGACUCGUCCAUGGGGACCCAGGUUCAAAUCCGGCCUGGGUCAUGUCAAAACCCUACCCCAUCACUUUCUCUAACUUACUUCCCAUGUCCCACUCACUGACUCUAUUGCUGGCAAUAGAUGUAAUCUUCAAAACCACUACAAACAUCUGGACCAUUUGGCUGCUGCCAUUAAGCUGUUGGUGUAAUAUUUUUUUUCAAACUAUGACAGGACUGUCUGACAAUUUUAAACAGUGUUCUGGGUAAUGCCUGAAAAGAAGAACACCAUGUACUGUAGGGGGAACUAAAGACAGGAGUGGACUCACUGCACUGAAGAUUUUGCCUGUGGAAGAACUGUUAUUGUCAAUUCAGAGUUUUUUCGUCAAUUCAGUUACAGUAUUUUUGCCUGUCUCAGUAUUAAUUGUAGUAAAAAAAACCUGACAGUAACUCAAUUGCAAUUGCAGAUGAAUUGUAAAUAUUACCAUUUAUUUAAAGUGAAAAAAUGGCUCUCUUUUUUUCUGUCUAAGUCUGUAAACACUGUAGUAGCAUAAUUUAAUCGACUGCUGUGAUGUUUUCCAAAGGUGUAUGAUAAAAGGACUGAAGUUACAAAUGAGGUGUUUAUAGAUCAGGGGUUAGAAUCCACACCUUAACCUAGACACUGGACCGAUGUGGAGAAUUCUUACACAUGCUGGGUCAUCAGUGGCAUGGAACUGAAUGGUCAAUUUUGUGGUCCUGGGGAGUAUGUGUUAUGUUCCAGUCAAGAAAGGAAAACAUAUUUAACCUGAUUCUGGCCAGAUGUAUGGGUUCCGCCUUGCUCCACUAGCAUUCAUCUGGAGCUGUGCCAUAUGCGUUGGUCUGCGAAGGCGUGGUUUUAUAAAAUAAAUCCUUGCACGUGAUUGGGGAAACACUGGUCUGACAUUUUUAAUGAGGAGCUAUUUUAACUGCGCACAGAUUCGAUACAAUUGAAAUUACAGAAUCAAUGUCCAUCCGAUUGGUUAUUGUUGUCGGAGACAGCUGUCUUGUUUCAAUUAUUUUUUCCCCUCUCUACUACGUUUAAACUUUGACUAAGUCACCAGUGCCUCUUUUCCUCUGCCGGUUUUCUGGUAGGCUUACAGCUUGACACAGCGCGACUCGGCGGCCACUUUUGCUUUUAGAUUGAG